Molecule: messenger RNA, 1230 nt
Organism: Neomonachus schauinslandi (Hawaiian monk seal)
Lineage: Eukaryota; Metazoa; Chordata; Mammalia; Carnivora; Phocidae
Gene: DEPTOR
Product: DEP domain containing MTOR interacting protein
Exons: 9
Coding region: 1-1230 (409 amino acids)
Biological process (GO): negative regulation of TOR signaling; intracellular signal transduction
Molecular function (GO): protein binding
Source: RefSeq, a predicted model, not a curated record
AUGGAGGAGGGCGGCAGCGGUGGCAGCGGUGGCAGCGACAGCAGCACCAGCGGGAGUGGUGGGGCGCAGCAAAGGGAGCUGGAGCGCAUGGCUGAGGUCCUGGUCACCGGGGAGCAGCUACGGCUCAGGCUGCAUGAAGAAAAGGUGAUUAAAGAUAGGCGACAUCAUCUCAAAACCUACCCAAACUGCUUUGUCGCAAAAGAACUGAUUGACUGGCUGAUUGAGCACAAAGAGGCUUCCGACAGAGAGACAGCAAUCAAACUCAUGCAGAAGUUAGCAGACCGGGGCAUCAUUCAUCACGUGUGUGAUGAGCAUAAGGAGUUCAAGGACGUCAAACUCUUCUACCGCUUUAGAAAGGAUGAUGGCACCUUCCCUCUGGACAAUGAAGUGAAGGCCUUCAUGAGGGGACAGAGGCUGUAUGAGAAGCUGAUGAGCCCUGAAAACACACUGCUGCAAGCCAGGGAGGAGGAAGGGGUCAAGUACGAGCGCACCUUCAUGGCGUCUGAAUUCCUGGACUGGCUAGUCCAGGAGGGAGAGGCCACCACGCGGAAGGAGGCAGAGCAGCUGUGCCACCGGCUUAUGGAACACGGUAUCAUACAGCACGUGUCCAACAAGCACCCGUUCGUGGACAGCAACCUUCUCUACCAGUUCAGAAUGAACUUCCGGCGGAGACGCAGACUGAUGGAGCUGCUCAAUGAAAAAUCACCCUCCUCUCAGGAAACUCACGACAGUCCCUUCUGCUUGAGGAAGCAGAGCCAUGACAAUCGGAAAUCUACCAGUUUUAUGUCUGUCAGCCCCAGCAAGGAGAUCAAGAUCGUGUCCGCCGUGCGGAGGAGCAGCAUGAGCAGCUGUGGCAGCAGUGGCUACUUCAGCAGCAGCCCCACCCUCAGCAGCAGCCCCCCGGUGCUCUGCAACCCCAAGUCCGUGUUGAAGAGACCCGUAACUUCUGAGGAACUCCUGACUCCCGGGGCUCCGUACGCAAGGAAGACAUUCACGAUCGUCGGUGAUGCUGUUGGCUGGGGCUUUGUGGUACGGGGAAGCAAGCCGUGCCACAUCCAGGCCGUGGACCCCAGUGGCCCGGCUGCAGCAGCAGGAAUGAAGGUCUGUCAGUUUGUCGUCUCUGUAAAUGGGCUCAAUGUGCUGCAUGUCGACUACCGGACUGUGAGCAAUCUGAUUCUGACGGGCCCUCGGACGAUCGUCAUGGAAGUCAUGGAGGAGUUAGAGUGCUGA